UCUUGCCGCAGCUACUACACGUUACGUUGAGAGCCAUGUAACGUUUUAUAAUGUAGAUUAGAAGAAUGUUGGUUGAUAUGAACAUUCAUGUUACUGCCAGCCUGUGUUUACCCUGGUGUGCAAUACCCAGUGUUAAUUAAAAGUAUAACAAGACAUGCAGUUUAUUCAUGAUAUAGCCAUAGUCAUAAGUAUGGCCUUUCACUGUCGAAGAAGUUGGUUCUGUAUCGUGUGUCUUUAUGCUGUUUGUGUAUCUGAUAGAGGACAGUCUGCUUCCGGGCAACAACCAGGCAAAGUUUGUCAGAACAUAGAUAUUCGUAACUCUGUAGAACAGUUUAAGAAGAUUGAAAACUGCACUGUAGUUGAAGGGUUUCUUCAAAUUGUUUUGAUUGACAAUGGAACUUCCAAAAGCUAUGAAAACCUAUCAUUUCCCAAACUCCGUGAAAUAACAGGCUACUUGUUGUUAUAUCGUGCAUUUGGUAUGACUUCAAUAGGGAAGUUAUUUCCAGAACUGACAGUGAUAAGAGGCAAUGUGUUGUUCCAGAACUAUGCUUUAGUUAUUUAUGAAAUGUUUCAGCUUCAAGAAAUCGGACUAAAAAGCCUAACAAACAUUAUUCGAGGGUCUGUUCGGAUAGAAAAAAAUCCAAAUCUUUGCUAUGUGAAAAGUAUUGAUUGGGAUCUUAUUGCCAAAUCUGGUCAAGGAGGCCAUUUCAUUAAACACAAUCAACCUUCACGAGAAUGUCCAAAUGCUUGUCAAUCACAUUGUCCUCUCAACACCAGGAGUGGGCCAAUUUCUCAACGAUUAUGCUGGAAUUCUCAGUGGUGCCAAAAAGUUUGCCAUUCAAAAUGUCAAAGUGCUAAUAAAACCUGUGAUAAGAGUGGAUUCUGCUGCCAUAAGGAAUGUCUUGGAGGUUGCAGUAUCAAUGAUUCUCCGAGUGGGUGUAGAAGCUGUAGAAAUGUUGUGUACAAUAAUAAGUGCUAUGAAAAAUGUCCCAUUGGAACAUACCAGCAUAUGGGAUGGCGGUGCAUUAAUGAGGAUACUUGUCGGAAUAUCACAACAAGAUUGACAGAGGGUAAAGUAAUUUAUUGGAAACCAAUUGUCCGUCUUCAGAGUUGUAUGCAAGACUGUCCGGCGGGCUACGUAGAAGCUGACGAUGAUAGACACAGCUGUAAAAAAUGUACUGGCCAUUGUCCUAAGGUUUGUCCAGGGACAGUUGUUGAUAGUGUUUCAGCAGCACAGAAAUUGUCUGGUUGUACAAUGAUAAAUGGCUCACUUAUCAUCCAAAUAAACAGCGGAGCCAAUAUUAUUGAAGAAUUAGAAGAGAAUUUGAAGUAUAUAAAAGAAAUAACAGGAUUUUUGAAGGUAUUCCGUUCCUAUUCUCUGGUGUCACUGAACUUUCUGAAAAAUUUGAAGAUCAUUCAUGGACAGCAACGUGAUAAGCAGAGCUAUUCUUUGCUGGUAUAUAACAACCAAAAUUUGGAAGACUUAUGGAACUGGAAAAUUCUGAAUUAUACCCUUCAGUUUGGUCAAGGGAAAAUUUUCUUUCAUUUCAACCCCAAACUGUGUGUAGACAAAAUCAAGGAAUUAAGAAAUUAUUCAAAUGUUAGGGAUUGGGAUGAUCGAGAUGUUUCCCCAAGUUCAAAUGGAGAUCGAGUGGCAUGUAAUGUAACAUCACUGCAGGUUUUUCCUUGGCUUGUAUGCUCUAAUGUUGCUGGAAUCAAGUGGGAGAAUUUUAGAGAGAAAGUGGGUGACCAACGAUCGCUUCUUGGCUAUACAGUGCAUUACAGAAAAGCAAAUGAAAAGAAUAUAACAAUGUUUGAUGGCCGGGAUGCUUGUGAGAUGAAUGUAUGGAAAGUUUUUGAUGUAGAAGCAACAGAGGAUAAAAGCAAAGAAAUUUUUCAUAUUAUUACACAUUUAGAACCUUUCACUCAGUAUGCCUUCUACAUCCAAACCUAUAAUUUAGCCCAAGCAGCGAAAGGAGCUAAGAGUGAGAUCAAGUACUUCAAGACUAAACCAGACACUCCUAGUCCUCCACUGAAUGUCCAUGCUCAAGCUAUAGCAAUUGGUGAGAUUAGAAUAAAAUGGCAGCCACCUAAAAGACCCAAUGGGAAUAUCACACACUACAUUGUGGAAGGCAAGCGAGAACUUGAUUUUGUAAUAGGAGUUCCAAUAGGAGCUAACUAUGCUAUUUCUUUAGCAGUUUGCAUAAAUAUAGAAAUUUUGGACGUAGACACUCAUUAUUUAGAUACAGAAACAAUCGUGAUUGAUUCCAAAGAAAAACAAGUGGUGGAGGAAGCAAUUGGCACAAAGCACUUGUGGUUUAACAACUCUUAUAAAAGUCCUAAUGUAACCAGUGAUACUAGUAGUGAAGAAGCUAUGAAUGGCAAGUGUUGUCCAUGCACAGAAAAAAAAAGUGAGAAGAAACAUGAAGUUGAAGCUGAGGAUCAGAUUCAGUUUGAGGAUGCAAUCCACAAUACAGUUUAUAUUAAGAAUCCCAGUUUUUCAAGAAUUAAGGGAAAUGAUCGUCCAAAAAAAGCUCUCCACACCACACUGAGUUCACAGAGCUUCACAGAGUCUACAGUUGAAAAGAAAAGUGACUUUCUGAACACCUUGGAACCUGAGGUUAUGACCACUACGACAACAUACACAUCAAAAGGAAAUGUAACAGAGAAUGGUGUUUAUGUUCAUUUUAGCACUAUUGCCACACAUACCAGUGUUACGGUGUCUCAACUACAUCAUUACACAGAAUACACUAUUGAGGUCCAAGCUUGUCAUUAUACUGACAAAGAAGAAAAUACAAGAUGCCCAUUUUACAAGCCUUGCAGCACAGUAGCUAUUGCUAGCAUUCGCACUUUACCAUUAAGUAAUGCUGAUGAUAUUGAUAGUGCUACAAUAUUAGUUCAUCCAGACAAUACAUCUGCCAAAACAGUGCAUAUCCAAUGGGAUGAACCAAAGGAUCCAAAUGGUGUUAUUGUAUCUUAUAGUAUUGAGUAUACACACCUAGAUGAUGAUAAUCCUAAACCUGCAGUAGUAUGUAUCACUCAACUUCAGUAUAAAGCAGAAAAGGGACACCAUCUUACAGCUUUGUCUUUUGGAAGAUACUCUCUUCGUCUUCAGGCUACUUCCCUUGCAGGAAAUGGAAAUUGGACAAAGUAUAUUAAAUUCACAAUUCCAGAUAAUACAGGUGGUCUUACAACAGAAGUACUUGCCCUGGUUGUCUGUUUUACAGUAGUUGUCUUCCUUACCACAGCAAUGGGAGCAUGGAUAUUUGUCAAACGAAAACUGGCUUCUAGAAUUCCUGAUGAUGUUCUGUAUGCAUCUGUUAAUCCUGAAUAUAUGAGUACUGUAUAUUUACCAGAUGAGUGGGAGGUUUCCCGAGACAAAGUUUGUCUAAUCAGGGAACUAGGUCAAGGAUCUUUUGGGAUGGUCUGGGAAGGAGAAGCCAAAGAUCUUGUGGAAGGCAAACCAAUAGUGAAGUGUGCUGUAAAGACUGUCAAUGAAUCAGCAUCAUUAAGAGAAAGAAUAGAAUUUUUGCAGGAAGCUUCGGUUAUGAAAUCAUUCAACUGCCACCAUGUUGUAAAGCUAUUGGGUGUUGUGUCCAAAGGCCACCCCACUUUAGUCAUCAUGGAGCUUAUGACUAAUGGAGAUUUGAAAAGUUACUUGCGUGCUCAUCGGCCUGACAAUGAGGAGAACCCUGGAAAACAACCUCCUACUUUGAGACAGUUUCUUUGGAUGGCUGUUGAAAUUGCAGAUGGCAUGGCAUAUCUUUCUGCCAAGAAGUUUGUUCAUCGUGACUUGGCUGCAAGAAAUUGUAUGGUUGGUGAAGAUAUGACUGUGAAAAUUGGAGAUUUUGGAAUGACUCGAGACAUCUAUGAAACAGAUUAUUACAGAAAGGGUGGCAAAGGACUUCUUCCUGUUCGUUGGAUGGCUCCAGAGUCUUUAAAAGAUGGAGUAUUUACUAGCCAGUCAGAUGUUUGGUCAUAUGGAGUUGUCCUGUGGGAAAUGGCAACUUUAGCUUCGCAGCCGUAUCGGGGAUUGUCUAACGAGCAGGUGGUUAACUAUGUUGUCAACCGAGGAGUAAUGGAGAUGCCCGAGUACUGUCCUAAAAAACUAUAUGACCUAAUGAGACUAUGUUGGUAUUUCAAUCCCAAAGCAAGGCCAACGUUUUUCGAAUUGAUUGAAAUGUUGCUUCCUGAUGUGCCUGACAGCUUUUGGAAUGUAUCUUAUUACUUCUCGCAACGUCCUGAAGUUAUAACCCAUGAAAACGAAGAUACAACACUCUCUACACCCCUGAAGUCUGCAGACAACACUGAGAAUCAUAGUCAAGAUGAAAUUGACCAGUCCAGUGGAGAAGGGGGUGUUAGAUUCUUUCCAAGUGCUACAUACAUCCCAGAGAGUACUCAUCUCAUAAACUGUUCUUGUUCAGAUUGUAAAGAACAUCAAUCUCCUCUGAAUGGGGGUAUUAGGGGUGUUGAAGACAGCAAGCAUCUUGCUAUUUACUCCCCAGAGGACAGCAAAGCAACCUGUGGAGAUGGGCAUCUGAAACUCAGAACUGACCACAAACAUUAAUGAAACUGCCAUUUGUUUAUAUGCUUAUGACCAGAUGGAAAUGUGUACACACACAGCUCAGAGCGGGCAUAGUAGUACUUAAUCCAUCGUUGAAUACAUAGUUCUGUAUGUGACAUACAAUUCCACAUUUUCGCAAUUGUGAGAAUGAACACUACAGUCAGUUUAGCAGUGGUAAUCCAUCCAACUCUGGAUUAGAUGUGGAUAAACUUUUCUAACUUAGUGACAUUGUAGCAGGAUCUUCCAUCUUGGGAGAUUUUCAAGCUACAACAAGGAUGACCCAAUGAAGGAUUAAAAUUUGUGUUCCUGAAAUCUUGACAUUAACUGAAUUACAUGAUGAGGAACAUUUUGUUUUCAAAUGAUAUUUUUAGUGAAGAAUGAAUUGCAUAUGGAUCAUGUAGACCAUGUAUUCCAACAAAAUGUGUGUAUAUACUUACAAAAAAAAUUAUUAAGAAAGAUUGUAGUCUGAUGUGAGCUUUAGGAUAAUAUGAAAAUACUUUUCAUAGAUCAAUUUAGUUAGGAUUGUGAGUAAUUAGUUUAGUUGGGACCAUCUGCAAGGGAUAUCAUGAAAUUUUACCCAGGAAAGCUUUGGAAGCUUUUAUAUAUAUAUUACCAGUUUUUAAUAAUAUGCUUUGAAACUAAAGAUUUACAAGGUGAUCAUGUUUUUAUUUCUCCAGCUGCUGCAUAUAUAUAUCAGUCUGUAACUUACAAGAACUGAUGAUGGAUUUGUGUUCCAACCACUACAGUGAAAAGAUGCUAAUAUUACUUGGAAGCCAAAUGUAUAUAGUAUGUAUAAAUGUAUUUGUAUUAGUUCCAAUCACUACUGAAGAUUAAGCGUCCAUGUAAGACUUAAUUAAACCCUGUGAGAUUAUGGUGGUGUUGUACAGUACUUAUGUAAAUAAUAUCAUAUUUAUGUGAGCUCCUAAUGCAGAGGUGCACUUUUGUUUUCUUCUUAUCUUUUUUUUUUUCUUCUGGACAGGCUUAAAACUUAUCAUGAAAACUUUCAUUAUAGUCCAUAAAAAUUGACUUAUUAUUACAAACUCAUGCCGUCAGCAGUUUCAUGAUUUACUAUCGUUAUGGUAAAAUCAUCACACCUUUAUUUUGAAAAUUUAAAACCGUUUUAUUCCUGUUACAUUAAGAAAAGUUUGAGCAACAUUUCUAGACUUCCAUUUCCUCCUGCUGAAUAACUUGGAGUAUUUUUAUAAAAUGUUUUGGUGUGUGUUAUUGAAAGAAAAGUAUGAAUUAGGAGAUAAAUAACAUAACGUUUCCAAUCUAUUUAAUUGACUCUAUGAAUUAAGGCAGCAGAAAUAAAUGAGCUUACAUGGUGCCUUUCUUUGUCUACUUGUAAAAUAAAAAGUUCAGUGUUUUUAUGAAUCAGGAUUAUUUAUCAAACGCUUUUACAGUGACUUAAAGGACAGAUACCAUUUUGGUUCAGAAUCUUAUUUCCUUUAUGUUAUUACUGUUUGGUUGAUUAUUAGUUUUUUGUCAUCAGAAAUAAUGCUCUAAGUUAGUUUGUUUGAGAAAUUCUUCAAGUAAGUUAUUACGUAGUUUUUGUAUGAAUACAGUUCUAAAAACUUUCAGGAACAAACCUCUUAGCUGUCCAUUUCUGUACAUACAAAUUUGAGAAUAAAAGUGAAACCUGUGUUUAAAAGUAUAAACUUUUAUUUAAGAAAGUUAUUGCUGUACAGCUUGUUGAUUCCAUUUCUGAACAAAGUAAUGAAUAAACUACUAUGAAUAUGCUUUCUACAUUAA
Molecule: messenger RNA, 6316 nt
Organism: Limulus polyphemus (Atlantic horseshoe crab)
Lineage: Eukaryota; Metazoa; Arthropoda; Merostomata; Xiphosura; Limulidae
Product: insulin receptor-like
Exons: 27
Coding region: 155-4567 (1470 amino acids)
Biological process (GO): positive regulation of MAPK cascade; glucose homeostasis; positive regulation of kinase activity
Cellular component (GO): membrane; axon; insulin receptor complex
Molecular function (GO): ATP binding; insulin receptor substrate binding; insulin receptor activity
Source: RefSeq, a predicted model, not a curated record